Molecule: messenger RNA, 372 nt
Organism: Peniophora sp. CBMAI 1063
Lineage: Eukaryota; Fungi; Basidiomycota; Agaricomycetes; Russulales; Peniophoraceae
Source: the annotation of a GenBank genome assembly
AUGAGCGAGCAUAUGCCUACCACGCCCCAGGAUGCCACACGGGUCUACCCGCUGUGCGAUACUCGGACUAUAUGUGGCUUCACGCUCGAGAACCGCGAACGAUUGCAGUCUCUCCCAGUUCAGGCCGGAGAGAAGGACCACGCGACGCAGAUCCGCGCCAUUGUCGCUUUACUGCGAGAGCACCCGGAGUACAAAGACGUACGCUUUGUUCUGAUUGGCGGCGUUCGCGAUGAUGGGGAUGCGGCACGAGUUGAAGUCCUCAAGGCGCCCGCGAAGGAGCUGGACGUUUCUGAGCACGUCGAGUUCUUCGUCAACGCGAGCUAUCCAGACAUGUUUACCUAUCUCAGGCGCGCCUGUUCUUUAUCGCCUUAA